This is a messenger RNA of Salvia miltiorrhiza (redroot sage), 969 nucleotides long. RefSeq names its product non-specific lipid transfer protein GPI-anchored 21-like. Lineage: Eukaryota; Viridiplantae; Streptophyta; Magnoliopsida; Lamiales; Lamiaceae. The transcript has 4 exons. Bases 214 to 849 code for a protein of 211 amino acids. The record is from RefSeq and is a predicted model, not a curated record.
UUUCGUGGGAAUUGCAUCCAAGAAAAAAGGAUUAUCGAUCCAGAGAAAACUAGGUAGCAAGGUCACCUAAGCCCCUCUAAAAUACAGUUAGGGUAGUUGAGCCACAAAAUCCCACUUAAUAUAUUAUCCCCUUUUUCUUACAACCUUAAACCAUGCAAUGUAUAAUUAAACCCAAGGCCCUCUCUCCUCUCAUCAUCAUAUUCACAAGCAUCCAUGAUGAAUCUAAUGGCAGUGAUGAUGAUAGCUGCUUCCCUGGUGGCUCCUUAUGCGGCGGCGCAGUCAAACACGAACACAAACGCCAUCUGCACGGGGCCUAUGCUGCGCAGCUUCGGGUCGUGCAUAGGGUUCCUGAGCACAGGGUCGAACGCGUCGUCGCCGACUUCGGCGUGCUGCAACUCGUUGAGAGACCUGAUGAGCAACGGCCAAGAUUGCCUGUGCCUCAUAGUUACAGGAGGUGUACCUUUCCAAGUUCCCAUCAAUCGCUCUUUGGCAAUCUCUCUUCCUAAAGCAUGCAGACAAUCUGGAGUCCCAGUUGAAUGCAAAGCCACAGCCAGUCCCGUUCCAGCUCCAGAACCAAGGAGUUCAACCCCUGGUGCACCAGAUACAAAUCCUGGAUUAUCUCCUCCUUCAAUUCCUCAAGUUCCAUUUAUUCCUCAGCCCUUGACACCGCCGUCAUCUGGGCGCGAUGGCGGCGUGACGCCGCCUCAGACGCCGCAAGGUGGCCUAGUCCCGACGCUUACGCCGCCAGGAAUGCGGCCGACAUUGUCGGCUGCGCAGCCAUCUCCAAUUCUUUUUCCAUCUCUUCUUGUAGCGAUAUUGAUGGCCGUCUUUCAAGUCUACUUUUGUUGAUAUAUAUAUAUAUAUAUAUCUGGUAGUAUGAUUUUUGUGGAUUUUGGAUACCAUUGAUUCAUUAUUUGUAUAAGAAUUUCACGAUGAAGAAUAAUAUAAUAUACUUUAAAUUUUGUUUAA